Molecule: messenger RNA, 1788 nt
Organism: Symbiodinium sp. CCMP2592
Lineage: Eukaryota; Dinophyceae; Suessiales; Symbiodiniaceae
Source: the annotation of a GenBank genome assembly
AUGGGUUUGCAGGCCUUUCGCAUGCACAGCAACCUCGUCAGCUACCUGAAGCCUUUGACAAUGACACCGCGGCGUCCUCGCAAAUCCAAGAAGGUGGAUGCUUCUAAUGCCGCCGAGCAGAAGCCGACCCCGGCCAAGAAGACCGAUGCACGUUUGCUUCUGGACAGUGCAUCGUUAUGCUUGCUGUUUGAGCCCACUGCACUCGUCGCUGCUGCAGAUGGGUCUUCCGAAGUUCAGGACGGGGCGGUCCCAGUGGACUCGGAAGACAAGCUUGAGGCAGAGCAUCCAGGUGCCAAGAGUGGCUGGCUGAAGCGAGUGCAAAAACUGCUGCACAAUGCUGCGCCAGUGAAAGUUGAUGAGCAGCGGCCGGGGCCAGCUUCCGAAAAGCCUGAGAGUCAUUGGGUUCACGUCGGGUACAUGAACCACAGAUCUUAUGUUUUGUCGUGGGUUCCGCUCCUGCCCGAUGGAUCGCAUCCUCAAAGGAACAACGAUGCCUUGAAGAACCUGCGUGUGCCCGAGGAAGCGAAGUGUUACCGGAGCUUUGAGUUCUUCCAAGAUCGGGUGGAUUCUUCGAUUGCGUGGACUUGCACUAUCUACAAAGUGUAUGCAUCAACUUCCCCGCCGGAACAUGUAGUUCCCAGUGAGGCUCGGCCGAGCAUGCUUAGUGUGAUCCGGUACGCUGAUGUGCCUCGGUUGGAUUUCUGGAAAGGCUCCGCUGCAGAAGAUGAGGCUCGGAAGCGUCCUUCAACGGGGCACGGCAAGGGUCCGGGCGGGCCCGGACCGCCUGGCGGGACUCGAAAACGCAAGGCCGAGGGCCCGCUGGAUCCUGCAGACGUACAUGAGGGUCAGCAGGGCAAGAGCGAGGGCCAUGUGCCAAAUGAUGACAUGGCCUUGCUUUCGGCAUUGCAAAACGAGGAAAAAGGAGAUGGUGAAUCUUCUGUGGAUGGAGGAAAGGAGCUUGAUGACUUGGAAGAUCACCAGGACAUUGUCGAAGGCCAGGCCGAUGAAGAAGAGCUUGCUCCAGACCUGUCAUUGGAUGCUGAAGCUGUUGAGGGCGAUCAGGAGGAGGAGUUCGACUUGGAAGCAUGCCAGGCGGAAGAAGGCGAUGAUGAGGCUGUGGAUCCUGGCCACUCCCACUUUCGAGACGAACUGAUGCAGAGGCUACGGAGACUGACAGCCGACGACGUCGAUUCUGAUUCUGAUGCAGGCAGAAACAGGCCCGCGGCUGCACACGCAGCAGGUGCAGCCGACCAUCAUGAUGACGACGACGAUGGUGGAGGAGUUGGUGACGUGAUCUACUACCCGCCGGGCUCAGCGGACGCUGAACAGGAUGUCGCAGGUCCUGCGAACCCACUCCCUGCCGAGCCUGUUGAUGCUGAGCAAGAUGCGGAAGCUGAUCACGAAGCCGAAGCCCGUGUCCUACGAGCCGUGCCUGUAGGAGGUGACAGGAUUCGUAUUGCCAGGAAAGGCUUCUUGGUGCAUUACCCCGCGGAGUCUUGCUUGGUUGCGGUGUGUCUGAAGCACAAAGACUGCAGGAAAAAAAGAACGUUGCUCGCGGGCCGCAGAGGCGGCCAGGGGAGGUGCCUAGGUUUUUUGAUGGCGUGGUUGAAUGCAUCUGCAGACUACGAUUCUCAACAAUCCCACGUGAAUGCUUUCACGACCACUCUGCAAGCACGAAGAGAAGGCCGAGCGGAGUUCAUGCGUCUCCCCAAUGCUGCCGACUGGGCCGCCAAGGAGCAAGGUCACAGAGCUGAGGGAGACACAGACGAACCAACGCGGUUUGUGUGA